Molecule: messenger RNA, 435 nt
Organism: Priapulus caudatus
Lineage: Eukaryota; Metazoa; Priapulida; Priapulimorpha; Priapulimorphida; Priapulidae
Exons: 5
Coding region: 1-435 (144 amino acids)
Source: RefSeq, a predicted model, not a curated record
AUGCGAAUACAGGUGGACGAAUUGAUGCGGACAUGCCGUAAGUUCUUUGAGCUUCCUCACGAUGUGAAGAUGAAAUAUAUACAACAACCGGGCGAAAAUGCCGGCUACAGGAAAAUGGGAACGCAGACGUUUGAAAGUGACAAACCGAGUGACUUGCGAGAAUCGUUUGACAUCUUUCCAAGUUCUGCUUUGGAUCUUGCCGUGUUUGAUAAGGCUCACAGUGAGAUAGGAAAAUCCGGAUACACGGGGCUUCGAUGCCUCUAUUACCCAGCGGUACCCAACAUUGCCGAUCUGUACUCGGCAGAUAUAAAAGCAAACCAGAUGCGAUGUGGACAGCACUCAGACUGGGGAACCAUCACUUUGCUUUUUCAAGAUACAACAGGGGGCUUAGAGGUUUUAAAGCCGAGAUGGGGAAUCGUGGAAGUGAAUCCAUGA